Messenger RNA from Drosophila nasuta, 784 nucleotides. RefSeq lists its product as uncharacterized. The record is from RefSeq and is a predicted model, not a curated record. Lineage: Eukaryota; Metazoa; Arthropoda; Insecta; Diptera; Drosophilidae. The coding region runs from base 245 to 784 and encodes 179 amino acids. The transcript has 2 exons.
CGUUUGCUAACCGUUUGGAAGGGUACCGGUUAACUGAAACUGAUAAAUGCCCAGAACUGGCUAUUGCCGAGGUGCUGGCCACGCAUCAAUCGGCAGUUGCUGAACAACUUGCGCUUCGCUCGCUUGGAUUCGUACAAAUCGACCCACAACACAAUUCGAUAAAUAUACAAAAAUAUGGAGUGGACCAAGGCCGGCGCACUUCUUUGACGCCGACUGUUCCAUUGGCAAAAUUCUGUUUGCCUUUAUGCGCAAUCAUCCAUCAUCCAUCAUCAUACUUUUCGAAUUAUCGACUAUUGAUACUCCUUUCCAAUUGCAGAUUUCCGACACAGAGGGAACAGCACUGACCAAUGGCGAGGCAAUCAGCUUUGCCAUACGGAUUGCACAGCAUCUGAAGGCCCUGGGUCUGAGGGCAGACGAUGUCGUUGGUAUAGCUGGCACUAAUACCACAUACUUAAUGCCUGUUGUGCUGGGCUGCCUCCUCAAUGGCACACCAUUUCAUGCUGUUAGUCCCUGGCACGAUGAGGCCACAUUUAAGCAUUUGUUUUGUAUAACUCGCCCCAGGCUCAUCUUUUGUGACGGCUUGGUCUAUGAGAGACUCGGGGUUGUGGCCAAAAUGCUUAAGGCUCCGGUGUAUACGCUCAAGGACCAUCGCCUGCAGCUGCCGCGCAUUGAGGAUCUCUUGGAACCUACCAAAAGUGAGCUCAACUAUGUAUAUAUCGCUGUUGCUGGGCGGUACUACGGGUCUCCCAAAGGCAGUCUGCAUAUCGAACUCCGUAGCGAAUAA